AUGGACUCGAUGAGCUUUUAUGCAAUUCCCCCACCGGUUAGGCGGCAUCAAAAGGAAGUGAACUACAUUGGUGGAAACUUCGUGUGUCCUGGCCAGAACGUCUAUCAAGGAGCUCAAUACCAGCCUAAGCAACAAGUAUAUCCCAAUGGAGUCUAUCAGGUGGAGCAUCCCUUCACUUUCCCCCAGGCUGUUGCACCGGCUCAACAAGAAGAGAAGUUAGAUGUGGUCUUCAAAAGAUACAUGGAGGAGCAAAGGCAAACCACCCAGAGCCUCUAUGAGAAGCUAGAUCGUGUUUUCACUGAUCUUUGCAGCAAGUUUGGGAAGACCAGCUCGCCUAUACCUACACCGUCUCAAGAAGGAGAAGAAGAAGCUGAGCCUAAGGAGAGCCAAAACCCGGAGAGGUUUCCAUGGGAGUCAAAGAGAGCAUACAAGAGAAGGCUUGUGAACAAGCCAUUGCCAAAUCUAGAAGAUCCGGGGAAGUUUGUGAUUCCUGUUUCUAUCAAUGGGUGUGAAAUAAAUGACUGCCUAUGUGAUACUGGAGCUAAUGAAGGAUCAAAGAGGAACCAGCUGCUACUUGUAGCCCUUUUCUUAGCCUCAGCCGGUGCAGUCAUCGACUUCAUGAGAAACCGCAUGUCACUAGGAAAUAUCCAACAAGAUGUUUUCUACCAAAGCAUCAACUUCAAGACAGCACCAAGAGCGAUCAAACUACCACCAGAGAAGACUUCUAACACGCCACAGAAAGGAGCAAUGAUGCCUAAAGACCCCAAGGAGAGUGAGCCCUAUCCAAAACCAAAGGUGGCCAUGAAACCAUCAAUGCUGAAACAUAAAGAUGUCUUCAAGGAUGUCAACUCGGUUUUGCUCCCUACCUUGGACGAAUAUGGAGCUAAUGAGAAGCCUUAUGGAGUGCCUAAUUCCCUUACGAAGAUAAGAAUCCUUGUCCCUAACCCAAAAGAAGAUCAUACCGCAAAGGAGAAGCUGAGGAACACCAUAAGGCUCUUCCCGAGUGCAUUUGUCUUCAAAGGUGGCAUAGGAGAUGAUCUUGGCGUGCCCAAACCACCACGUGAGCCCGCUGAACCAGAUCUUGGAGAAGCUAAAGGGAUCCCAAACCUUUUAGUUGAUCUUCCCCUCACCUAA
Microthlaspi erraticum is the source of this 1134-nucleotide messenger RNA. NCBI's taxonomy places the organism in Eukaryota, Viridiplantae, Streptophyta, Magnoliopsida, Brassicales, Brassicaceae. The record is from the annotation of a GenBank genome assembly.